Molecule: messenger RNA, 2791 nt
Organism: Bolinopsis microptera
Lineage: Eukaryota; Metazoa; Ctenophora; Tentaculata; Lobata; Bolinopsidae
Exons: 7
Coding region: 13-948 (311 amino acids)
Source: RefSeq, a predicted model, not a curated record
GCAAGUACAGAUAUGAUGAACCACAAUGAACCACACUCAGCAGAACCUCAUGUAAAAUACAACAACUUUGUUAACACAGAAGAUUCACCUGGUCCAAGUGGUAAAGGCCCUCUCAGUAAACUCAAAAAAUUCAGUUGUGACGUAGGCGGAAGUUCAAGCGGAGGAUUAGACACAGAGCAGCCCUGCAGCAGCAAGUCAGGCCUUGAAAACAGUCCAACAUCAAGCGAGGACUUUGAGAUGUCCCAAUUCAAUUCUGCAAUACUGUUCCAGGAAGUGCAGGAGAUCACUGAGAAGAGUCAGCAGAUCUGCAGUGUCAUCUCACAGAUCAGGGACACUUUCCACACUCUCUUCAACCAACCAACUCACAUCGUCCCACUGCGGCAGAACAAACGGUCUAAACAUUCGGUGGUCAUGAAACAUCACAAGAUGAAUAUUGGAACUAAGAUUAAGUUUGAGUUGUACGGAGAACAGUGCAUCAACUGGCUGAAGUACACCAUCAAGCUGAUAAAGAAUUUCUACGACGCUUGGAUACCGAAGGCUCAGCAGAAUGUGAUAGAUCUGAAACAGACUGCCACCACUCUUGAGAAGUCUGACGAACACAUUUCUCAGCUUCUUUAUGUUAAAGAUUCCCAGAUCAUGGGUGACUGGGACUCAGGGGAAACUGUGUUCCUCCAACACGCCGUCAGUGAUCUCAGCACUUAUAUUCUCACUCUCAAGACAUACAGGCUAAAGGAGAAGCUGCAUCAGGAGUACACAAUCAUUGAGCAGAACAUCUACGCUCUUCUUGAGUCGCUCAACUCUACCCUCGCUGUGCUGAAACGUCACUACAAGAUAUUCGACAAGCUGAACACCGAGAGAAGCUGUGAGGAGGAAGACGAGGACUGGAUCACGGAGGAAAUAGUCGACGUUGAACACAACAAAGUGUACACGCGCGAAGUCGCGAUAUGAGUCCGUGCCGUGCACAGCAUUUUUAUUAGAAAAAUAUGGUGGUUUGCGAUGUGUAGGGGUGUCCAAAGUUUCAAUACAUUUUGUAAAUGUAGACUUUGAACUUUUAAAGCAUGAACAUGCCCAUGUCCAGUACAUUGGACUGAAUUGAGCGAGAAGUCUGACAACGUCAGGCAGAGUGUGGAAUGUGGAUCGUCCUGGUUACCAUGAUGACAUUGGUUACUAUCGUCCUGGUUACCAUGAUUACCUUGGUUACUAUCGUCCUGGUUACCAUGAUGACCUUGGUUACUAUCGUCCUGGUUACCAUGAUGACCUUGGUUACUAUCGUCCUGGUUACCAUGAUGACCUUGGUUACUAUCGUCCUGGUUACCAUGAUGACCUUGGUUACUAUCGUCCUGGUUACCAUGAUGACCUUGGUUACUAUCGUCCUGGUUACCAUGAUGACCUUGGUAACUAUCGUCCUGGUUACCAUGAUGACCUUGGUUACUAUCGUCCUGGUUACCAUGAUGACCUUGGUUACUAUCGUCCUGGUUACCAUGAUGACCUUGGUUACUAUCGUCCUGGUUACCAUGAUGACCUUGGUUACUAUCGUCCUGGUUACCAUGAUGACCUUGGUUACUAUCGUCCUGGUUACCAUGAUGACCUUGGUUACUAUUGUCCUGGUUACCACGAUGACCUUGGUUACUAUCGUCCUGGUUACCAUGAUGACCUUGGUUACUAUCGUCCUGGUUACCUUGCAUUGGUUACUAUCGUCCUGGUUACCAUGAUGACCUUGGUUACUAUCGUCCUGGUUACCUUGCAUUGGUUACUAUCGUCCUGGUUACCAUGAUGACCUUGGUUACUAUUGUCCUGGUUACCAUGAUGACCUUGGUUACUAUCGUCCUGGUUACCUUGCAUUGGUUACCAUCGUCCUGCUGAAACUUUAUAGUUUGGAGUUUGUUGGACAGCUGGAUAAUGCUAGAUCUGGCCGUCUUCGUCCAUUGUCACUGAACUUCCAAAAGUGUUAUUAUAAAACGUGUGUUUCGAUUCUUUUCUAGAUGUUCGAGUGCACUUUUUUUAGAGAACAGUCCUGUAGAUUUAUAGUGGCUUUUUGAGUUAGAAAUUAGAAAAUGUUGUAUUUGGUAGAAAGAUGAUAUUUUUGUUACAAAUUUAAAGAACCGAAUGGGAAGUUUAUGGGUUGCAAUAAUUUAUUUGAAUUUCUAACUUUCAAUUUUGUUUAAAUUUUUUGCUAUUUUAAGAUAUGUAUUACGUAAAGUAUGAUGAGAUAUUGUUAAAAUCAUAAUUACACUGUGCUUUCAGCAAUACUCAUAAUGUAUGCGUAUACGGUGCCCUUUUAGUCCCUCGUGUAUAUUACUAACAUACACCCAUUAGUAGUAUUUAGUAGUAUAUUAAACUCAGCCUUUCUCACAAUGUCUGGUCAAAUACACCGACACAAAUUCAUUAAUUCAAGUUGUAUGCACAUCCAAUUAUCUUUUAUGUGCUGCAAUUAUUUAUAAUUAAUGGUACCCAGCAGACACCGGCUUAUCAAGCCUUUUCAUUGGAUCGCUAAAAUAUGAAUAUCAUGUUGCUUCAUACUAAGUACACAUAAUACUGUUCCCUCACACGUACACCUACUCGAGACAGGGCACCGGCAAUACAGCAUUAGCUCGGAUUAAAGACUUUGCAAUAUGCCUCAGUGAGGAGUCCCAAUCUGGGAAAGCAGAGUUAGUUAGCUUGGUUACCUUGGUUACCUUGGUUACCUUGGUUACCUUGGUUACCAUGGUUACCUUGGUUACCAUGGUUACCUUGGUUACCUUGGUUACCUUGGUUACCUUGGUUACAUUGGUUACCUUGGUUACCUUGGUUA